AAAUUGAGUUUAUUAAUGGAUACUAGGAAAGCAGGGAAGCAAGGAUUGUUCAGAGGGAGAACAAGGAGUGAGCAAAACAGAAGCGGGAAUAAGCGUGGCUGGACUCGAACUCAGGACCCGGACUUGGACUGGGAACGCGGGACUUGGGACCCGGACUUGGACUGGGAACGCGGGACUUGGGACCCGGACUUGGACUGGGAACGCGGGACUUGGGACCCGGACUUGGACUGGGAACGCGGGACUUGGGACCCGGACUUGGACUGGGAACGCGGGACUUGGGACCCGGACUUGGACUGGGAACGCGGGACUUGGGACCCGGACUUGGACUGGGAACGCGGGACUUGGGACUGGGAACUCGGAGCCUUGGACUUGGAACUCGGAACUCAGAACACAGAGCCGGGAUUCUUCUUGGAGCCGGGACUCUUCCUGAGCGCAGAACACAGAGCCGGUACUCUUCUUGGACACAGAGCCGGGACUCUUCUUGAAUACAGGACACAGGACACGAAGAGACAGUUCCCAACCUAGAGUAGCGGCCAAACGACCAGACCUACUCAGCAGAGACGAGAACACGAAGAGACAAUUCCCCACUCAGGGUAGUGACAAAAUGGCCGUACCUACUCAGCGGAGACGAGGACACGGAGAGACAAAACCACACAACAAUAGACAGCUCUUUAUCUUGACACGAAAUGGCUCCAAGUAGCGGCAAGCUCUCGACUCGGUCCCGGAACUACAUACAGCGGCUCUUGACUCACUUCAGCGGGUUAACUUGAUGGACUCACUCCGGCAAGGUAGUUUAGUGGCUCGCUCAGGCGCGGUAACUUGACGGGUGGCUCCGGCGAGGAGAGGCAACUUACUGGCACUCGCUUCGAGGAGAAGAGUCAACUUGCUCCAGCGAUGUGACUUGCUCGCACCUGCUUUGGUGACGUGAGGUGAUGUCCGGUGAUGAUCUGGCGCCGAGUAGCUGUAAGCCAGACACUAAUUACUGAGAAUCAAGUGCCUUUAAUUAAAGAGCCCAAGAAACACAGGGAAGCAAGGAAUUAAAGGAAAACAAGAAGUCAACGGUCCCAAUCGUGACAGAAACAAAGAAAAUUUAAAGGGAACAAGGGAAUAACCGAUCAGGACCAUGACAGUGCCCCCCCCCCCGCCGCCCUACCUCCCAAUGGGAGCCUCCAGGCGAUCGAACUGGCUUGCCCGGAUUAUCAACGACUCAGGCAGGUGGAGGGGGUUUUGGCCAGCGGGCAAAACUGGCUAAUAAAACAUUGACCUUUUGUAACUGUCGUUGUAAUUGCACAAUUUUGCUAAACUGAUACCUGGAAACUUUGAGUCACUUUCUUGAAUUCUACAAGGUGCACUCUGGGCAGGAUCCGAGUAGGGGACUCUGGCUAGCGAGAGUUUGAAAAACAGUGUUUGUGUCUGCUGGGUCCAUGUUUGUCUAGAUCAUUCUAUCACAAGUGCGGAGAAGUCACCUUGCCAGUGCGAGCCAAGUCACAUCGCUGGAAUAAAUCAAGUCUUCUCCCUGAAGCCAGUGCCAGUAAGUCGCCUCUCCUCGCCGGAGCCAGCCUGUCAAGUUACCGCGCCUGAGCAAGCCUGCUAUGCUACCUCACCAGAGCGGGUCCGUCAAGUUAACCUGGUGGAGUGAGUCUAGUGCCGCUGUCUGUAGUUCCAGGACGAGGUGAGAGCUCACCGCUUCUUGGAGCCACUUCAUGCCAGGAUAAAAGAACUGUCUAUCGUUCUGUGGUUUUGUCUCUUCACGUCCUCAUCUCUGCUGGGUGUGUCCGGCUGUUUUCCGCUACUUUGAGUUGGGAACCAUCUCUUUGUGUCCUCGCCUCCGCUGGAUCAUCCAGCAGUGCAUGGGAUUUAAAGGAACAAAUUUGGAGAGAAACCACAGACUGUGGCAGAAACAUAAGGUUGUAAAGCAGUCUCUGGGAGGCAGCCAGGUAAUGGCAAAGACAACUUGUUCCCCAACGUUGAAAGCCAUGAAGGCCAGGCUGAGAGAGAAGUAGAGAAAAUACGCCAGUGAGGAGGUUUGGGAGUGUGUGCGAGCAACUGCACUCGGCUCGACCAGUGAAGCGGACGGGGAGACUGAGACACACGUCAAUGUGUGGAACUUCUCUCAACUCACUCUGCUCGGAAGUGAAGCUACACCCUUUCCGAGAAUGGGGCGGGACGAGGACUGUAACACUUUAUUACCGGAGCUGAAUUCGAAACCAAUACAACAGAACAACAGCUUUCACCUAACCCAACUGUCUGAACAUGGAAGUAGUGAAAGGUAAAAUUGAAAUAACAGGCUUGGAGAUGCCAGAAACAUGCAGGAGUGAAAAUGAAACUAUUUCACCACUUCACCAAGUUAGGACCUAUGAAGUAUUUGAAGGAGAUAACCUACAUGAAGACAAAGAGGAGAUCUAAGCGCCCAACCACUCUGCACAUUUGGUGCUGGGAUUACCGGAUUGUCACACAGGCCAGACUGUGAGAAACAGCCAUCAGAAAUGGAAGGAGCAAGCUCCAGUCAACAGGUGGAUGAGUCUGAGAGUGCCAUGUUCUUCACAAAGGAAGAGCUCAACAAACUGAAGUCUGACUUUGAAACAGGCGGUGUAGAGAAAGUUAAAACUCUGAUAGAGAAGAAGCUAGUGGAACUGGAUAAGACAGAGCUUAACAUCGCAGUGACAGGAGAAACAGGUACAGGAAAAUCCACCUUCAUCAAUGCCAUGAUAGGACUUCAGAACACUGAUCCGAGAGCAGCUAAAUCUGGAUACAAAGAAACAACAAAGGAGGCAACUGGGUACCCUCAUCCCAGUCAGUCCAAUGUCCGCUACUGGGACCUGCCAGGGAUCGGAUCCGUAAACUUUCCAGCUGGUGAAUAUUUCAAGAAAAUGAAAUUUGAAAUAUAUGAUUUCUUCAUCAUAAUAUCAGCUGAUCGUUUCAAAGAAAAUGAGGGAAAACUUGCUGAAGAGAUUAAAAGGCUCGGGAAAAAAUUCUAUUUUGUCCGCACUAAGAUUGAUGCUGUAUUUUAUUCAAUGAGAAUGGAAGGGAAGAAAAUUAAUGAGGAGGAAGUGCUGGAGGAUAUUUGGAGUGAGUGUGUCAAUAAUUUGAGAGAAGUGGGGAUUCUGACCCCGUCUGUGUUCCUGAUAUCCAGUUUUAUACAGGAUCAAUAUGAUUUCAAUCGUUUAAAUAAAACACUUGAAGAUGAUCUGCCGAAUAUAAAGAAAAGAAUCUUUGUCCUGGCCUAUCCAAACCGAAGUGUGGAGAUUGUUCAGCAGAAAGGCAGGAUGCUGCAGAAACAUAUCUGGAUGUUGGCAACGCUUUCUGGAGCUGUGGGAGCAGUCCCCAUUCCUGGUCUCUCCCUUGCCUGUGAUGUAAGCAUACUGAUUGGGGCAAUAAUCCAUUUCCGUAAAUGUCUGUGUCUGGAUGAAGCUUCUCUUCAAAGACUGGCCAACAUCACAGAUAAAUCUGUGGAAGAGCUUAAGGCCGUAGUUAAAGCUGCCCUGUUGGAGAAGAUAGAUAGACAUACAAUUACAAGAUUAGGUUGGGGAGCUGCAGUUACUGUUGUUUCAGCUUUUGAAGUUGGUCUUUACUCCAUCCCUGUCAUUGGUUCCAUUUUUGGAGCAGGAUCAUCAUUUCUCAUGACCUACGCAAUACUGACCGAUGCACUGAAGGACCUUACAGACAGUGCAGUGAGGGUGGUGAAGGUUGCAUAUGGUAUUGAUUAACUGGUCAGCACCAACAUCAAUGCAAUGAACUAAUAUUUAAGAGGCCUGUCACUAAACCCUGCUGUAAUUCUACUUGAAAACUUCCCUCUUUGUUGUUUUCCUUCCUGAAAUUUUGCUUAUCCAUUUCUGAGGAACACUUGUGCCUGACUGAGGGAGUGUGACUCCGUUAAAGACAUGAAACAGGUGGACAUAAAUGACAUGUGAUCCUAAUUUGAAGAGGAGCCGAGAAGUUAUCUCCAGGUAUCUGAAGGAUGCUCACCUGUCAAUCAAUAGCCCAGUGUCAGACUGAUUGGACAUUAUAAGGUCACAGUGUUUGCAGUAUUACUGUGUCCAAACUAGUGGCUGUGUUUUCCCUUCAAUAUCUGUAAAGAUCUGAUUGUGAUGUCAUAUAAAAGGCAAUGGAAAGGCAUUGCAAGAAAUCAUUAAAAAAUGGGCUCCAAACAGAAGCACAACUCACAUUUAAAAGAGCUGUUGAAAUCACGAGUUCAAAGGGAGAAGCAGACAGAGACAAAAUUGAGUUGCGCUUAGGAAUGAAAGUGAGUGUCAACAAAAUUGCAAUAUCUGACCAAUCAAAUUGUGUUACCAUUGUGGCAAUGGCUCACAUACACCAGACCAUUGCAUGCUUAAAGGUGAAACUUGCUUAAAAUGCAACAAAGUAAGUCACAAAGCAUGUCCUGCAGAGAAGACAAAAUGAUAAAAAGAAGUUGCAGUUUCACAAAGAGCACUAGUCUGCAUGUUGUUCAUGAAAAAUCUGACUGACAAUAAUGAGAGUGACACAGGACUGAGUAGCCUUACAAUGUGAAAACUAAGAAGAGACAGCAAUAAGACUUACACUAGAAUUAAACAGCAAAUUAAUUAAAAUGCAAUUGGACAAUGGCUCAGCUGUUUCAGUCAUUUCACAAAAUCAGAUUGAAUGACAUCGCAGAGAUUCUGAACUGAAGCCUGCAAACAUUCAACUGAGAACUUAUACUGGAGAAAGAUCACUCCAGUGGGAGUGACAAUAAGCAACAAGGCACAUUGAGUUUGUAUGUGGUGAAAACAGCGGGGCCAGCAUUGUGAGGAUGAGUGGCUGAGCUAACUGCAACUUGAUUGAAAAAAUAUCCACCAUUUGCAUGCCACAUCCUCUACCAUAGAGCCAAAUGGAAAUGAAUUAAGAAAGAUUCUGGAUGAUGUGUUCAAGGGUGGCAUUGGAAAACUCAGACAUAUCAACAAUAAAAAAGCGUUAUGCCACACAACAAAGCCCAUCCAGCUCCAUAUACCAUCCAUGAUAAAAAAAAUCAGGUGAGCUAGAUUGGCUGGAAGCUGGAUAAGUAUUCUCAAGGUUGAGCUCACGGGCAACAGCUGUGGUUCCAGUUGCCAAGAAGAAUGGGACUGAUAGGAUAUGUGGUAAUGUUAAGGUCACCACCUACUUAGACCAGAAAGUAGAUCAAUACGCCCUGCCCAGGAUAGAGGAUAUCUUUGCAAACCUUUCUGGAGGGAAGCAUUUCAGCUGUGAACUUCACAGAGACUGAUGGUGACAUCAGACACUGUACUCACACAUUAUGAUUCACCUGAUCUAGUGAAGCUUGCCUGUGAUGCCUCGCCUUAGAGUACAGGUACAGUCAAAUGGAAUGUUAUGAGUGAUGGAAGUGAACGCUCUGUAGCUUUUGUGUCACGUUCCCUGACCACAGCAGAGAAAAUAAUGCACAGAUUGACAGAGAGGCCUUGAGUCUGAUUUGGGGUGUAAAAUUGUACAACCACGACCUGUAUGGGAGAGAGUUUACCAUCGUUACUGAUUAUCAACCACUGGUAUCCAUUUUCAAUCCACAGAAGGGUAUUCCACUAACUUCAGCAGCACAAAUGCAAAGAUGGGCUCUGAUUCUUGGAGGACACAAUUCCAAGAUUGAAAUCAAAUCGAUGACAAAUUAUGGAAAUGCUGAUGGAUUGCCCAGUUUACACUUGGAAAAGGAACCACCUAAAAACAAUUUGGAAAAGAGGACACUCCCCUUAAUUAGGGCAAAGCACAUCUGAUCUGGCACCACCCAGCUACAAAUGGUUUAGUGGAGAGGUUUGUCCAGAGUCUGAAGACUGCACUGCGAUCAAUGUCAGCAGAACACACUGAAUCUGCUACCGAAAACAUGUGGCAGCUCUCUAGUCAUUUAAAGUGCAAGAAAUCCAACUAAAAACAUCAGAAAUUACCCCUUUUCUGAAGUAAUUUGUGGUAUAUUUGCACCACCAACAAUGAAGAGGCAUGCAAGGCAAAGCAAAUUGUAUUUGAGGGAUGAACUGUACUAGUACUUUGCAGAAUUCACCCCAAUGUAGUGAGCCAUUCGGAGAGAAGAAUUCGAGGCAGAGGAGUUUUGAGACCCAUGCAACUGGCCUUGUUGCGAGGUUAGAUCGCUCCGGGCAUCGAGCCAAUUUGGAGAAAUCGAGAGUGGCUUUAGACUGGGCAGCGAAAUAUGGGCAUGGAGCGAGUCGCUAGGCAGCGUGGUCUAGGCCCGGAGCCUUUUGCUGCUGCAGCUUUGCCUGGGUCCUAGUGCGAGGUAUGAUACACUGGUUGGACAAUUAAACAAAGGCCCAGAUAUACUGGAAAGACAGGGUGUCGGGAUUGAAGGUGAGAGCCAAUAUCACUCGCUGUCCUGUGAUGUCCGCUCCUCUUCAUGGUGCUGAGGCUUUGAAGACUGCCCUGGAGCUGUGAUCUGUACCUGCUAAUAUAAUGAACUGACCUACUCUGGGCUGCUCUGGGGUUUGGAGUGAAGGACUCACUUUGGUUCAGAAUGCUGUUGCUCAGUUCUAAUGUUUGCAUGUUUUGUGUUUUUUUCCUCCCUCUCUCUGUGCAUCAGGUGUUGGUCUUUAUCUGAUUUUCCUAUCAUUGGGUUCUUUCAGGUCCCUUGCUUUGUGGUUGCCUGUAAGCAAACAAAUCUCAAGAUCGCAUGAUUCAUACAUUCUUUGAUAAUAAAUGUACUUUGAAACUUGAAUCAGAAACUCACCAAUUUCCUCCUUGUAUGUCAUAAUGCAACACACUCCACAACCGACAACUCACAGCUAUUAUGUGGAUGUCUAUAGAGCAGUUGUAUUCUGUAGUAAACAGUGUGUGUGUGUGUGUGUGUGUGUGUGUAUUUGAUUAAUAUUGCAAAUAUGUUGUUUGAUUAUGAAUUCUUUGUUUUUAUUUAAUAAUUAGUUACGGGUUAUACGUAAUAGUGCUUGAAU
Molecule: messenger RNA, 6896 nt
Organism: Mobula hypostoma (lesser devil ray)
Lineage: Eukaryota; Metazoa; Chordata; Chondrichthyes; Myliobatiformes; Myliobatidae
Product: interferon-inducible GTPase 5-like
Exons: 7
Coding region: 2487-3707 (406 amino acids)
Cellular component (GO): membrane
Molecular function (GO): GTP binding
Source: RefSeq, a predicted model, not a curated record